AUGAGGCUUCCCUUUCAUUUGCCUGGCCAACAGAAUGUUGUGUAUGGUGCGGAUGACGAUAUUGAUAAUGUUUUAAGCAAGCCUUCUGUUGCUUCUUCAAUAGUUGUGCAAUGGAUGAAGUUGAACGAGACAAAUGAAGAUGCUAGAAAGCUGACUUAUGUUGAGUUUCCUUCCAAAUUUGUUUGGAUACUUAAAGAUAGAUGUUGGCAGAUACGUAAGAUGUACCAGUGUGUUGGCCGGAUUCAUUCUGUAUCUCUUGCAUUGGGCGAACCUUAUUUUUUGAGGAUGCUACUCAAUAAAGUUAAAGGGCCUAGAUCAUUUGAGGAGAUACGUACAGUUAACGGUCAAUUAUUCCCAACUUUUAGAGAUGCUUGCUAUGCGAUGGGACUCUUAGAUGAUGACAAUGAAUACGUUCAGGCCAUUAAAGAAGCAAGUUUUGAAGGACAUGUUGGGUAUCUUCGAGUGUUAUUUGCUACCCUGCUUUUGUCAAAUACUCUAUCUCGGCCCAGAUUUGUUUGGGAGAAUACGUGGAAGUACUUAGCUGAUGAUAUUGUUUAUAGACGUCAAAAAGAAACAAAUAUUUCAGGUUUAGUGCUUCCUGAAUAUCAGAUUAAGAACCUUACUUUGUUGAAAAUUGAAAACUAUUUAAUUUCCAAUGGUUCAUCAUUACGAAGGUUUGUCACUAUGUCGUACCCUGACGACGAUUCCUUACGUGAUGCUUCUAAUCGUCUGAUCGAUGAAGAGCUGUCACAUGACCUAGAUGAAGUACAAGUUGAGUUUAACAGGUUGCAUCAAUCUCUUACAGAUGAACAACGAGCGGUUUUUGACGAAAUAAUGGAAGCAGUUGUAGGGCGUAAAGGAGGCUUUUUUUGUCUAUGGUUAAGAAAUGGAAUAGUUUUAAAUGUGGCUUCAAGUGGUAUUGCUUCGUUAUUACUUUCCCGUGGAAGGACAUCUCAUUCUCGGUUCCAUAUCCCCGUUAAUCUAACAGAAGAUUCAAUGUGCAAUAUUAAGCCAAAUAGUGAUAUUGCAAGAUUAUUAAAGGAAACCCAAUUAAUCAUAUGGGACGAAGCACCGAUGGUACACAAACAUGCCUUUGAAGCUUUAGAUAGGACGAUGACCGACGUAUUUUCGGAAGGUAGGAGUAUUCGUUCGGAUAUUCCUUUUGGAGGUAAAGUUAUUGUAUUUGGUGGUGACUUUAGACAAAUACUACCUGUUAUUCCUAAUGAUACUAGACAAGAAAUUGUUAGUGCAUCUUUAAGCUCUUCAUACAUAUGGGCAAAAUGCAGACUCUUACGGCUGACUAAAAACAUGCGUCUAACUAUUGGAGCUGAAAGUUCGAAUAUGGAGUCUAUCAGAGAAUUUGCAAAAUGGCUUAUUGAUAUUGGUGAAGGAAACGUUGGAGAUGAUAAUGAUGGUGAUGCCAUUAUAGAGAUACCAGAUGAUUUACUAAUCACCGAUAUUUGUGACCCGAUACAAAGUUUAAUUGACUUUGUAUAUCCUUCAAUUAUUGAACAAUUUAGGAUUCCUGCAUUUUUUUCUGAGCGAGCAAUUCUUGCACCCAAAAAUGAGGUAGUUCAUGAAAUUAAUGAUCGAUUGCUUUCGUUAUUUCCUGGUGAUGUGAAAGAGUAUUUGAGUUCUGAUAGUAUAUGUCAAACUGAACAAAUUCUUGAUUCUUUUCAACAAAGCUUAUACUCAACAGAAAAUUUGAAUGCUCUUAAGAUUUCUGGCUUGCCUAAUCACAGAUUUGUUCUUAAAGUUGGUGUUCCUGUGAUGCUUCUUCGAAAUAUUGAUCAACAGAAAGGGUUAUGUAACGGUACAAGGCUUCAGAUUACUUUUCUUUGUAAACGAGUUGUAGAAGUUGAAGUUAUAUCUGGUGGGAACAUUGGCACGAGAGUUUUUAUUCCAAGGAUUAAUAUGAUCCCGUUUGACAAAAAAAUACCUUUUCAAUUUCAACGAAGACAAUUUCCGUUAUCAGUUUGUUUUGCUAUGACAAUUAACAAGAGUCAAGGACAAUCGUUAUCAAAGGUUGGUCUUUAUUUGAAAGAUCCUGUCUUCACUCAUGGUCAGUUGUAUGUUGCAUUAUCAAGGGUCAAGACCAGAGAAGGCGUUAGUAUACUAAUAUUCGACGGUGAUGGAAAACCAACAAAUAAGACUUCUAAUGUUGUUUACAAAGAAGUUUUUACUAGCUUGUAA
This is a messenger RNA of Helianthus annuus (common sunflower), 2193 nucleotides long. RefSeq names its product ATP-dependent DNA helicase RRM3-like. Lineage: Eukaryota; Viridiplantae; Streptophyta; Magnoliopsida; Asterales; Asteraceae. The transcript has 3 exons. Gene Ontology annotation, molecular function: DNA helicase activity. Gene Ontology annotation, biological process: DNA repair; telomere maintenance. The record is from RefSeq and is a predicted model, not a curated record. Bases 1 to 2193 code for a protein of 730 amino acids.